GCGAUUGGCCGGUGGUGUCAGCCCCGCCUUCGCCGAGGGCACAAAAGCCGCAGCGCUCAGGGCCAGAAGUAGCCGGGUGUGCCUGUUGGCCCUGCAAAGCUCGCACCCUCCCUGGUGACAACCAUGUGCCGCACCCUGAGCGCGUUCCCCGCCUCCUGCCUGGAGAGAGCCAAAGAGUUCAAGGCGCGCCUGGGCGACUUCCUUCAGGGACCGGAGCUGAGCCCCCCUGCGGGCAGCGACCCCAGGAAGCCCAGCAGAGAGAGCGGGAAGCCCUCGGAAGACACGCUGGGCUGGAGGGAGUCGUUCGACCUGCUGCUGGGCAGUAGAAAGGGAGUGGCCGCCUUCCGCGCCUUCCUCAAGACGGAGUUCAGUGAGGAGAACCUGGAGUUCUGGCUGGCCUGCGAGGACUUCAAGAAGACACGGUCGGCGGCCAAGCUGGCCUCCAGGGCCCGCAGGAUCUUCGAGGAGUUCAUUUGCACAGAGGCCCCGCGAGAGGUGAACCUUGACCAUGAGACGCGGGAGCUGACCAAGAGGAACCUGGAGGGCGCCACGGCCGCCUGUUUCGAUGUGGCGCAGGGCAAGGCGCGGACACUGAUGGAGAAAGACUCCUACCCGCGCUUCCUGCAGUCGCCCGCCUACCGGGACCUGGCCACCGGAGCCCCGCCCCGGCCUUCACACACCUGAGCCCGGGCAGCCCCCUCCCCGGGCUGCCCUCUCCCCCGCGCGGGUUCUGCAAAGCAGUGUGCAGCCAUGGCAAAGGUCGGAGAGGUCACGGCUACUGGAGCCCCCUCCUCCGAUACACGGACCCCACCCCGUGCACAGAGCCCCGGGCAUGAAGGAGGCUGUGGGCGGGGCUCUGGGGGAGCGGCUGGGAAACACAGGGUGCCCUGGGCUGCCCAGUCCUCGCCCAGUGCAGGGAAGGGGCCCUGCAGGCGGCACGCCCUCACCUGCCCUCACCGGCCUGUGGCCACCCAGGGCCUCUGCUUGGACCGCGUGUCCAGCCCCACAGGCUCCUCCAGGCCAGCGAGCAGUGUGGCCCUGACCCAGGCUGAGGACCUGACGGCCCAGAGCUCGGCCUGUGAGCCCACGGGACGGUGGUCAGCUGCUCUCGGUGGUCUCUGCGGGUGGCCCUGGGCUGUGGUGCAGCGGGGCCCUUCCCCGUGAGUGGGGCUCCCGAGGACCCCGUGGGAGCCCGUGGAAGCAGCCAGCCCUACCCACAGGCCGGCAGGGGAGUGGGGGGAGGGGCGUCCCUGGAUGUCCCGGAACCCAGCACAGGGAGGAAGAGGUGCGGGUGUUGGGGAGCCGAGGGCAGGCCCGCGGCCACCUGGGAUGGGACGCAGAUGCUGGGACGCAGUGGCACCUCGGCCUCCCCAAGCUGAUCCCUGCCCAGGAGCCCAGGCCUGGGAGCCCCUUGGUGCCCCCGGAAGUAGCCCUGUGAGUGCAGCUCGGUGCCGGCUUUGUGCCGGCGCUCAGUGUCUGUGUUGGUGGCAGCGUCUCCGUGGUCAUGGGCGCUGGGCACCCGUGUUGGUGGCAGCGCUUCUUGGCCAUGGCCUCUGCCUCUGUCCGCUGGAGAACCUCGCAGGGUGCGGCUGACCCCCCGUCCCUGCCUGUGCCUCUGAGCGCGAGGGGACUCGGAGCUGGCCAGCUCUCUGCUCACUGGCUGGCCCCAGCCGGAGCUGGUUGCCGUGGUGGGAGUGCUGUGGACACCCCGGUUUCCGUGCUUCUGUGUGCGUGUUCCUGUCACACAAACAAUAAAAUCCAUUGUGCAGCG
Messenger RNA from Oryctolagus cuniculus (rabbit), 1771 nucleotides. It is a transcript of the gene RGS16, whose product is annotated as regulator of G protein signaling 16. The record is from RefSeq and is a predicted model, not a curated record. Lineage: Eukaryota; Metazoa; Chordata; Mammalia; Lagomorpha; Leporidae.